Aspergillus wentii DTO 134E9 is the source of this 710-nucleotide messenger RNA. RefSeq lists its product as uncharacterized. Lineage: Eukaryota; Fungi; Ascomycota; Eurotiomycetes; Eurotiales; Aspergillaceae. The record is from RefSeq and is a predicted model, not a curated record. The coding region runs from base 63 to 710 and encodes 215 amino acids. The transcript has a single exon.
CUCCGUCCCUAUACACGAGACCUACAGACCUACCUCCUAAUAUCACUGAAUCUUCAAACAGCAUGUCUUCAAACGGUAGUAUCUCAUCUUCAUCCACACUGAAAGCCCCGAAACCAACCUUCGACACUAUCAAUACCUUCAAGCUCCCAAAGUCAUCCCGGUACACACCGCAAGUCAAAAAGAUCAAACCAAACAGUUUAUACAACGCUUUGAUCAAACGUUUCAACACAUAUCCCUACCCGAUACCUACUAUCGUCAUCACACCACCAGACGAUAAUGCGCACCUUUACGAGGUCAUCGGCACCGCGGCGCGAGACGAAGAGCUCAUUCAAGAUUUCAAGGCAGUCCUAAAGCGCCACAAGAUACCAUUCAAAGAUAUCAACUUCGAGCUCGCGAAAUCAGAAACCAGUGGAGAUGAAGCCUUGGUUCCCACCCUCCGGAUUGUGGUGGACCGAUACCAGUCUCAUCUGCCGUUUGAAUUUGCAGCAAAAGGCAUCAAUACCGCGUUUGAGACAAGAGCGAUCGGAGGAUUUCAGGUUAGCGUUGUUCGUCAGACAAGGAAAGAAAUGUUUGAUGGAAAGAGGAUGACGAAAGAUAACAUUAGUUGGCUUUGUCAUGGUGAAGCGAGGCUUCACUUUUUUAUCCUACUUUUCAAGACGUUGUCAGCUUUUGGAUUUGUUGCUCAGAGUGAAAUAACCAUCGAUGUUUGA